UACAAUGAUGGAAAUUGUUUAUGGUUUGUCCAAAACUGUCUUAUUUCGAUCCUUAUGAACAAAAUAAUUUCAUAAAUACAUCAAGCACAAUAUAUCUGGGAAUCAGAAGACAGAACGAAUUCAACAGGAUCCAUGGAUUAUCAGAUGGUCUUAGACUCAGUUCACUGUCGAUUCACCGACUCUUUGUUGCACGUCCAUCUCAUGAGAUAAGUGAAAAUUCAAGUAAACUCCACAUUCAACGUUCGUGCUAUAAAUAUUCGUUUCACUGACAUUUCCAAAGACAAAACCAAGUGUUAUUAAACCGACAGUCGAUAAUCAAUUAAAGAUGAUCAAUUCAUCUGCUUAAUCAGCUUCAUUUACACUAAAAUACAAAUAUCAAUGUGUUGUUAAUCCACGCCUGUGUGGCAGAUGUUUACACUUGGAUUUAGUGUCCUCCUGGUGACACUAGAGGUGAAGAUGGUGAGGAUGAUGAUGGAGUGUGUGUGAGUGUGUAUUCGUCCCUGGUCUCCCUGCUUCAUUGCACGUUUACGUGCUACAGAAUCCAUGUUUGGGACGAACAUCUAUAGCUUCCUAGACAGAGAGUGGAGAACAGUAUUGUUGACUCUUUUUGUCUGUUUAAAGUUUUUCACGGUGAUGACGUCAACUGCGGACGAUUAGUGAAAAUGUGUUUUUGUGUUUUUGUUCUACGGCAGAGCUUUAACAAUUGUUGGAGCUAUGAGAACAACGAUUUGUGCGUAACCGCAAAGUCUUUGGCAUGUUUUUGCUGUAUGCAGAGUGACUGUAUGUGUGCGUGCGUGCGUGUGCUUGUGGGGAUGAGAGAAAGAGAGCGAGAGAGACUGAGAAAGAGAGAGAAAGAAAGAGAGAGAGAGAAUGGGAUAUAGAUGGAGAGCAGAGUUUUGCAUUGGUGUUAUGAUAAAAGACUGUUUUCACUCUACCCUUCUGUCGUACGUGUUAUUUUUUACACUUUUCUACAUUUGUAUGUUGCUUUUGUAUUUCACACGAGUCUCUGUCUAUAUUUCUGAAUGCAUAAGAGAGAGUGCGUAAAGAUGUACAGACUGGAGCGCUUCACUUGGACUCACCAGCUACCCCUGCGCGCAACAAGAGCCCCCCAUGGGUGCUGUAGUGCAAGCGCAGGCAGCUGUGAUUGGCCAGCGUUUGAUCAGGUGGUACACUUCCCCUCUGUAUUCAGUGGCACCUCACAACCCCCCCCCCCUCUCAGCAAAAACCAAAUCUCCGAUAAAGUAAUGGCAAAAGCACUUGGACUAUAAAAGACAACAAAUCAUAUUCCUCCGGAGUAUAUACACCCCGUUGUCCACCCAAUGAGUUCCUAUUUUGUUAACUCAACUUUUCCCGUGUCUCUACCGGGAGGACAGGACUCUCUCCUGGGUCAGAUACCGUUAUAUUCCUCGGGAUACACGGAUCCGUUAAGACACUACUCCAACGCGGCCACAUAUGGAGCAGCCAACAUGCAGGAGAAGGUUUACCCGGCGUCUUACUACCAGCAAACGGGCGCAGCAGCCGCGGCCAUCUACGGGAGGGCCGGCGGCGGAGCCACCUGCGACUACAACCCGGUCGGGACUUUCUACAAGGACGCGGAGGGUUCUUGCGCAUUCUCCAGCCGCGAAGACCAGCCUCUGUUCGUCACCCAGGAGCACCAGCAGCGCAAAGCUGCCGAGUGUCCGGAGCAGAGUGUCAGUAUGAGCGGCAGCCUCGACGACAAGUCGUCCACACUCAUCUACCCGUGGAUGCAGAGGAUGAACGCUUGCUCUGCCGAUACACCACUACAGAUUUUGAGUGCAGUUUCAGGCCCAUUUGGCAGCAGUGGCCGCAGGGGCCGACAGACCUACACCCGCUACCAGACCCUGGAGCUGGAGAAGGAGUUCCACUUCAACCGCUACCUGACCAGGAGGCGCCGGAUAGAGAUCUCUCACGCCCUGUGUCUGACGGAGAGACAGAUCAAAAUCUGGUUUCAGAAUCGCAGGAUGAAGUGGAAAAAGGAGAACAAACUCCUCAAUCCUACAAAGACGCCCGAGGAGGAGGAGGAACUGGCGGAGAAAAAGAGCUAAAUGAACACUGUGGCAAAAUUAAAAAGGCAUAUGUGCGUUUGUUUGUAUGCACACCCCCAGAAUAAUAAAAAGAAAAUGUAAUAUUUCUUUGUAGAUAAAGUGCUGCAAAUGCCAUGUUAGAGACGUGUAGAGUGAUAGACCUCCAAGUAUCUGCACGGUAAUAAUGUCUGCAUUAGGUUAAAAUCAGGUCCUCCUCCGUUUGUCCUUGUGCUCGUGUGUUUGUUUAGGGGACUAUGCAAAAAUCCGCCAAAAUGUAAAUAAUUUCGAGUGUUUAGUUUGGGACAAUGUCGUUACCUCAUGACAACAGGCCUACUGAGUUUUUGUAUCAUUAUUGUCGUUGUUACUGUUGUUGUUUUCUGCCAUGACGUUUUAGAAAAAGACAGGCUUCGUCCUUUACUGUACAUCUCGUGUGUCGUUGUUCUCUAAAUGUCUAUAGGCUUUUGUCGUCCUUUAGCUGUGCCAUCCACUCUUUACUUUGUACAUUUGAAAACAUUAAAAAUGUUACAUGUUAUUUAUUGCUGUUCAACCUGUGUUCAAUGCACAUCUGGAUAUCGUGUGCAAUAUUUUUGUUGAGGAAAUUGUACAUAA
Cynoglossus semilaevis (tongue sole) is the source of this 2654-nucleotide messenger RNA. RefSeq names its product homeobox B6b (gene hoxb6b). Gene Ontology annotation, biological process: regulation of transcription by RNA polymerase II; anterior/posterior pattern specification. Gene Ontology annotation, cellular component: nucleus. The coding region runs from base 1320 to 2066 and encodes 248 amino acids. NCBI's taxonomy places the organism in Eukaryota, Metazoa, Chordata, Actinopteri, Pleuronectiformes, Cynoglossidae. The transcript is spliced from 3 exons. The record is from RefSeq and is a predicted model, not a curated record. Gene Ontology annotation, molecular function: RNA polymerase II cis-regulatory region sequence-specific DNA binding; DNA-binding transcription factor activity, RNA polymerase II-specific.